AUGGCCAUGCUAGAGGACCUUGAGUCCCUGCAGUUCGAGCGCGGGAUUGAAGAGGAAAACCGCAGCUGGCUGUAUUUGCAGCGCCGUUGCCAGGGGCUGAUGAUCAAGGGCUGUGCCCAUGCGACCUUCUUCUGUAAGCUGCUCCGUGAUUUGAGAAAAUUAUUACAGGAGAAGCAAACUUCCAGAUGUUCCUCGACCGAAUCGCUUGCAUCGCUUGCCAAUACUCCUGAGGAUGAUGAGUUAAAGGUGGGCAUCAUUGGAGGUGGCCACCUCGGGAAGCAGCUGGCUCGUGUACUGCUUCAGCUUGUCCCCAUCCCUGCUGAGAGGCUGCGGAUCUCCACUCGGAGGCCAGAGGCUCUGGAUGAGUUCCAGAAACUGGGAGUCCAGUGCUUUUACAAUAACCCUUACCUGGCCGGCUGGGCCAACCUGGUGUUCCUCUGUUGCCUGCCAUCUCAGCUGCCCAGUAUCUGCACGGAAAUACAAAGCAGCUUCAAAAAAACCUGCAUUGUGUACAGCUUCGUAUCUGCCGUCCCGAUACCCAGGUUGAAAAACCUACUGAACCACACCAAUAUCUUGCGGCCUCAGUACCAGUGUGUUGAAGGUUUUGCCAACAUCGUGGGGGCCAAUAAGGAAAUCAUAGCUGCUCUCCAAGAUCCCGUGAUUCUUCAGGCCACCUGCCCCUGCAACCCUGCUGGCGGAGUAAUCCUCAAUAUCAAGUGGUUGGAUGGAGUGUUCUACGCAGCUCUAAACGUCUGUAAGGCAAGGGGCACGCGUCUCUUUCAAGCGCUUCAGCUUCUGAAUGAGCUGUUCCCUUCUGUGCACUUCAAGAAAUGCAGGAAGGAUGGAGCGUCUUGCCCAAAAUUUCAAUUACGGCACUUUCUCAGCGCGGGCUAUUCUGAGAACCUGUGUCCAGGAAGCUGUCUCCCCUGGUUUGAUCUGACUGCUGUGCAACUCAGGGAAACUCCCUUUAGCGACCACCUCCUGACCAACCCUGCUUUCCAAGACCACCUCACCCACCUGUACUGUAAUUCAUUUGGCAUCCCCCUCCCCGAAGAACAGCAGGAUGUGGCUCGCACAGGCUCUCCAUCCCAAUGA
Messenger RNA from Artibeus jamaicensis (Jamaican fruit-eating bat), 1095 nucleotides. RefSeq names its product NADP dependent oxidoreductase domain containing 1 (gene NOXRED1). The coding region runs from base 1 to 1095 and encodes 364 amino acids. The transcript has 6 exons. Gene Ontology annotation, biological process: L-proline biosynthetic process. Gene Ontology annotation, molecular function: pyrroline-5-carboxylate reductase activity. The record is from RefSeq and is a predicted model, not a curated record. NCBI's taxonomy places the organism in Eukaryota, Metazoa, Chordata, Mammalia, Chiroptera, Phyllostomidae.